GCGGGAGGCGCAGAGCUGUCCUUCGCGAUCACCUCCUCCUAUCUCCACGCGAGUCGUGUCAAGUCUGCUGUCGGGGACGGUAGUUGAACCAGCUAGGCUUUGACUCUUACUGCUGAAAAUGUUGAUGACACAUUAGCGUACAGAGACAAGAAUACUGUAUCAUAUUGAUUGUGUUCAUAGUGCGCUGCCUGGUGGAUAAUAUCUAGUGACAUUUCGUGAUAAUUUUACGUGUGACACAACGGUGCUGUCCCAUGAUGUCCGGCAACACAGCAGCCAGCUUCCACACCAGUCAGAGGGGCAAAAGCUUCGCUAUGGAGUAUCUCCUUGGUGGAGGCAGCGGCGGUGGAGGGAAGGAGAGCGUUGGUGGUGGCGGAGGAGCCCUGGCGCCUCUAGGGCUGAGCCUCCCGCACCUGUACAAUACUUGCCUCCUCCCACAUCUUUCAGGUUUGCCUCCCCCUCUACUGCCCUCCUUACCGUAUCCACCCCUACACCACUACCCGCUGCCCCCCGCCCUCGCUGCCGGCUUACAGGGCGCCUUGCCUCCUCCUCUCCUAGGCCUAGCACCUCCAGGGAUGGGGGCCCGCCCCCUGGGUGACCUGACUAGGGGCCGCAGGGAUAUGCUAGGAUUAGAAGGACCCCAGAGCCCAGGCUCAGCUGGAGACCAUACCAACACCUCCGACUCGGACCAUCACGACCAUGACAAGUCAGACGACCUGGCCGAUGACCUCGAGAUCGACCCUGUGGAGAGUGAGGAGGACGAGGGAGGUUCCCCCGCCGACCGUGUCUCCAGGAGCGGUGAUGGUAACGAGGGCGUGGGUGGUGGUGUGGGCGUGGGCGGCAGCAAGUCCAGGAGGCGGCGUACGGCCUUCACGUCGGAGCAGUUAAUGGAGCUGGAGCGAGAAUUCCAGACCAAAAAGUAUCUGACAUUGAGCGAGCGGUCACACAUCGCCCAGACCCUCAACCUGUCCGAGGUUCAGGUGAAAAUUUGGUUUCAAAAUCGUCGAGCUAAAUGGAAGCGCGUGAAGGCUGGUCUGGUGUCUGGGUCGGCGGGCGGGGGUAAGAGCUCCGCGUCCGGCCACAAGAUCAUCGUUCCCAUCCCAGUCCACGUCAACCGCCUCUCCAACCUCUCUCAGUCUCAGCAGAUGGAGAAGUCGGCCGCCAACCCCGGAGUAGCAGCCGGGGCCGCGGGAGGCAUGAACAACAGCAGCGCGGCGCAGCUCCCAUCUAUCAAGCCUAUGGACCCUCAGUCAAGUAUUCAGUCACGACGAUCAGCCUUUCAAGGUUUACCCCAGUCCCUGUCCGUGUCCCUGGGCCAGAACCUCUCUCAGCCACCUCUUCCCGUGUCGGUGCCACAAACCCUCCCGCAGUCGCUGCCGGUAUCCAUGUCACAAACUCUCUCUUCGACCCUUCCGCGCCUCAGCCACGUCCCCUCUCUUGCCUUGUGAAGGGCGGCACACAGGUGACAAAGUUGAAAAUAUCUGUAAGGAGGACUGUUGCUUCCACCGAGAACAGCUGACAGACAAACCCCGCGGAUGGACUCAUGUUGUGGUCCACUGUAUCGGUUGAGUGAGGUGGAAUGAAACAGCCUAUGUUCUCCUGACAAUGUCUGUGGUAUGACACACACACACAGGCUUGGAAUAUAUAUAUAUAUAUAUAUAUAUAUAUAUAUAUAUAUAUAUAUAUAUAUAUAUAUAUAUAUAUAUAUAUAUAUAUAUAUUAAUUCAGAAGUCCACGACUUGGUAAACUGCUUGUAAAGGAAACUUGACCGUUAGACUUGUCAACCACUUUCAGUGUCUGUGUGUGACGCUGCUAACACCUGUUUCUAGGCACUGAGCAAGUGUACAUUAGCACCAGUGUCGUAGGCUACUUGUGCAGGUGUCCAGCGGUGCAGGUCUCGCGCGGCCACAAACUCAACUUGUUUACAGAUUCCGUCCUAAUAUUAGCAAGGCGACGAGAGCGCCACAACACUGUGACGGUCAGCUAAUACACAGUAGUCUCGUGCAGACACAAGUAUUUGUUCUGUUAUAAUGAAUUACCCUAGAACACGUUACUAUGUGUUUGAGACGCUCCAGCUCUUAAAGUGAGUAUCAUACUUGUACUUGGCAACAAAAGAUGCUAAAGAUCCUUAACCCACCGACCUACAGUACUGUAUAGGGUGUAAUCAUUCGUCUACCAGUAACAUGGCGCGUGUCCCAAGGAGCUUCAUGGAACACACGCACUGAGGCUAAUAUGUCAAUAAUACUGUACAGUACUGUACUGUAUUACGAGUAUGAGUAUUGAGAAGUAAAAGUGAUGUUGAUAAGGAAUGUGAAAUUAGAGUUCUCUAUAGUCACACUUCUCAUACUAAGGAUCAGUGUUGUGUAUUAGUGGAAAGUCCUACAUCAGUUUGUUACCCUGCCUACAGCUAGGUCCUCGCCCCAGCAGUUCAUCAUACUCGUUAAAGAAGACUAUUCGACCAUACAAAGGAACUUCUGUUGAGUGAACAGGAGCUGCCCUCACAUCCGUAGAAGGUUGAAACAACAGGUCUUGUCUCCCGCGUGUGACACUGACAUGGGUGCUGCUUACACUUGUAUAACAAAUAUAUAUAUGUGGUGGAUGAGCCAUAGUGGGAGUCCGUCGGGGUAAAGCUAGGAGGAGGCAGUGACAGUGAGGAGUCAGCUGUAAGUCUAAACUUGUAAAUAAUGUGUUAGCCUUGUGUUGUUAACGUUGCUUGUGAAGUAUGCAAGUGACUGUGUAGCAGAAGUGUUCCGGUGAGGCCGCCACUUGUCAUACUACGAAUGUUUGAGUUAAAUUGUCAAUGUUUUUUAGAUUCAGAAAACAUUUCUGGUUUCUGUACAUAGUGUUUAUGUCCUGUACCCCACUUCUCCUUAGUUCACAGGUAAGGCGACACCUGUGAGUACGGCCGACAGUAAUGUACAUAUGUAUUAUACAGAGUAGAGCUAACUAUAAUAUUAUCAGCCAAUUUAAAGCCAUUGAUAUAUCCCCAUGCAAAGAACUGAGUACCCCCGAGUGGUGAGGUGAUGUGUCACGAUUAUCAAUACUCAUCUGUUGUUGACUCGGGGCCACCAUUACACACGGCCAUAUCCUCUUGUGAAUUCUUCCAUUUAUAAAUGUACUCAUACAGUACCGUACUAUCUUCGUUGCUGAAUGUUACAUGAGUCAGAACACUGUCCACCAGCAAGUUUAUAGAUGCCAUGAGUAACACGAGAGUUAUUAAGUUCCUCCCUCCUCUCCUCGUGUUAGGGCGUGCUACUUUACUGUUCCUUGACGGUGUGAGGCGCAGUAACAGCCCCGGUGUGUAUUCUCCACUCUUCCUAAUGUAAAAAUAUAAUAUUAUUGAUGGAUCAACACCUCCCCAUAUUGACAUUAUUCUCAUUGUACCGUAGUGUGAUCCCCCCCAGAGCUAUCACGUGAUUCCUCUCUUUUGUCAGAUUUAAAAGUAAUUUUAUCAAAGAAUUUAUUUGGUUAAUGUUCCAGCUUCUACCACGAACUUCCUGACGUGUACAGUGAGUGAUGGUGGCGGCCGCGGACUAACGAACGAAAUUAAGUUUUUUAAUUUUAUGUCGGAGUAUUUUGGGAUGUAGUGGGACAGGUAACUGACUCAGUGAUGUUCAGCGACGAUUAUUGGUAAGUUAUGGAGGUGAGCCACGCAGAGUCAGCACAUGUUAAUAUAUCAGAGAUUGUGUUUUGUACGGCAGCCCCGCCCCGCCCCGCCCCGCCCCUACACUGACCCAGCCAGCCAUACGGGGCAACUAAUGUUCCUACGUAUAUAUUCAACACCUGAUGUAACCAGGGGUGACAUGCACACUACUGGCGAUAUUUAUACAUAUACUACUAAUAAAGAUACGUUUAUGUAA
This is a messenger RNA of Homarus americanus (American lobster), 3857 nucleotides long. It is a transcript of the gene unpg, whose product is annotated as homeobox protein GBX-2-like. The record is from RefSeq and is a predicted model, not a curated record. Gene Ontology annotation, molecular function: DNA-binding transcription factor activity, RNA polymerase II-specific; RNA polymerase II transcription regulatory region sequence-specific DNA binding. Gene Ontology annotation, biological process: regulation of transcription by RNA polymerase II; regulation of nervous system development. The transcript is spliced from 5 exons. Bases 252 to 1445 code for a protein of 397 amino acids. Lineage: Eukaryota; Metazoa; Arthropoda; Malacostraca; Decapoda; Nephropidae. Gene Ontology annotation, cellular component: nucleus.